This is a messenger RNA of Babjeviella inositovora NRRL Y-12698, 489 nucleotides long. RefSeq names its product H(+)-transporting V0 sector ATPase subunit c' (gene VMA11). Gene Ontology annotation, biological process: proton transmembrane transport. The record is from RefSeq and is a predicted model, not a curated record. The transcript has a single exon. Gene Ontology annotation, molecular function: proton-transporting ATPase activity, rotational mechanism. The coding region runs from base 1 to 489 and encodes 162 amino acids. Lineage: Eukaryota; Fungi; Ascomycota; Pichiomycetes; Serinales. Gene Ontology annotation, cellular component: proton-transporting V-type ATPase, V0 domain.
AUGUCUGAGCUUGGGUCUGAAUUCACACCAAACUUUGCUCCGUUCCUAGGGUUCGCAGGCUGUGCUGCCGCCAUGGUCUUAUCUUGCGCCGGUGCCGCCAUCGGUACCGCCAAGUCGGGCGUGGGUAUUGCGGGUAUCGGUACUUUCAAGCCAGAAUUGAUUAUGAAAUCCUUGAUUCCCGUUGUCAUGAGUGGUAUUUUGUCGGUUUACGGGUUGGUGGUUGCCGUUUUGAUUGCCGGCGGCUUGUCCCCCACCGAAAACUACAGUUUGUUUAACGGGUUCAUGCAUUUAAGCUGUGGGUUGAGUGUUGGGUUUGCGUGCUUGGCCAGUGGCUACUCUAUCGGGAUUGUCGGUGACGAGGGUGUCAGAAACUUGAUGCAUGAGCCGAAGUUGUUCGUGGGUAUCGUUUUGAUUUUAAUUUUCGCCGAAGUCUUGGGGUUAUACGGGAUGAUUAUCGCCUUGAUUUUGAACACCAAAGCCAGUGGUUAA